AUGUGGCGCGUUACUGCAAAGUUGUUGUGGGCGUUUGAAUUCGAGGAGAUCAAGGACAAGCCAUUGGAUGUCAACGCCUUCACAUCCUCAAACCUGAUGCGGCCUUUGCCAUACCAGGUGACAGUGAAGAUCAGGAGUGAGAGACAUCAUGAAGUCCUGCGCCAGGAGAUAAAAGGGUCUCUAGAGUUCCUCGCCCAAUAUGAGUAG
Exophiala aquamarina CBS 119918 is the source of this 207-nucleotide messenger RNA. RefSeq lists its product as uncharacterized. NCBI's taxonomy places the organism in Eukaryota, Fungi, Ascomycota, Eurotiomycetes, Chaetothyriales, Herpotrichiellaceae. The transcript has a single exon. The record is from RefSeq and is a predicted model, not a curated record. The coding region runs from base 1 to 207 and encodes 68 amino acids.